CAAACACGACUGUUGUCCAUUGAGCUGGAUUUUUCGGAAGACGUCAGGAACUUCAAGGGUAGCUGGUCAAGCGCAGCGACAUUUAAAUAUCAUAAAGAAUGCGGGUCAGCUGCAGGGGUGAGCCCGGUUGAGCAUUCGGUCAUCCCAUCUUCAAUGUGCAAGAUUAAACGAAUGCGAUGGAAAUGGAUUUGGAAAUGCUCUUUUCGGAUUUUCAGCUGAAACAUGGUUUAUAGAAGUUUCAGUGUUGCAGAACUUAUGUCGCUGGCCGUCGUAGUGGGAUUAGUAUUUAUCUGGAGCAGUGGAUCUGAUGGCCAGGUUUAUGGAAACUAUAGUUUGAAACACGACAACAUCAGUCUUCGUCGUGAAAAGAGGCGAACCCAACCACAAAAUGGAUUCUUCUUCCCCAUUGCCAUGUACACAGUCCGACAUCACAGACCCCCCAAUGACAGAGGCAGAGCUGUCCGCCCGGAAACUUGGGAAUACCGUGGCCAGUACUUCUACGGGUUCCGCCCCAGACCGAACAGUGGACGAAGGAGGGCUGCUAGACUUCUGGCUGCAGGCCUGCCCCUUCUUCUUGCCCCUCUACUCAGCAUUCUUUUCUCAUUCCCAGUUGUGAUCCCAGUGGCGCAGAUGACAGCCGUCACCACUGGAGCUACAUUUCCUGGUCACUAUGGCCGGCGGAGAAGACGAAAAAGGUCUGAGCCACCACCUUACUCACAAGAAAAAGCAGCUCGGUUGAAAGAGUUGGAAGUAGUUACUGAUUAUCUGCAUCAGGUAAAUUACGACGAGAAGCAGCAAUCACGAGUGAUGGUGAAUUAUCUCCAAUGCAAUGGACUUCUUAGUCCUGAAGACCACUGUUUGGAGAGACUGUCUUGUGAAUUCGGUGAUCCUGCCAACGAAAAGGCGCCAGAACUCGAAAGGACAGUCACCUCCAUUCUCCUUGGUCAUAUGCUGGGCAACGAAUUCAUUCCCAAACCUUUCAAGAAGCGUCUCAAAGCUGCAGCUACUCACGGAAGACACAAUUCCGGCAAAUGCAACAAAUACUUCUGCCACUACGUCGACAAUAAUUGGGACUUCACCUCCACGUAUCCCCAGUCUUCGGGAAAUCCAGAAGAUAUUGAUCACGGAGAGCAAGAGAUUCAUCCUUCACAAGGCUGAUGUCACCAUUAUUCUUCAUCCAUAUUCAUGCUUAAUAUUUAAGAGAUUUCGAUUGAAAGUUAUUUGGAUCUUGUAAAUUAAAUCCUUCGUAGAUUUUCAAAAGAUGAUUUAUUUGAAAUAAUAAUAACCAUUUCUUGAUGUUAUUUAACUAAAACUUUAAAAAAAAAUUAGCUGAAUUCAAAAUUAUGCAAUUAAUAUUGAUUACAAUGAAAGUGUGGCAAUAGUGGAUUUCCAAAGUAGUUUGGAUGUUAUUACCAAAUUGUAGGAAAAAUGUAGAUGAAAAUGUUUUUUUUAUAUAUAUAUAUUAGGUUCUUUAUAUGAAAUGCAAAUAAUUCUAAGAAUCUUUUUUAGAGAGAAUGUAGAAAGAGAUAAAAACCAAUAUCUAAUGAACCACCACAUUACAUAGAGCUCAAAGACUUAAUUUUUCACUACAAACACGACCUUGAAAGUUUUAUAUUAAUAUAGGCUAAUUUAGUAUAAUUUAAGCCGAUUUCUGUUUAAAUGUGGGAUCCAAGAUGUAAAACAUUAUCACUGAAGAUUGCUGAUUGCCUCGCUUUACAUAAUGAAUUCCUCGUUUGAGUAGGAAACCAGGUCCAACGGUGUGUAGAUCUUGCACGGCUAGUUUGAACCAGCUUAAUAGUGAAAAGUUUAAAUACGAUUAAAAAACUUGACAACUAAAUUGUAAACAGGAAGAAAUCUAGUAUAAUUGGUCCAUGCUAGGUAGAGCAGAAGUACAUAACAAUGGGGCUAGACAUAACAUAUAUAGGUACAUAACAUAUAUGGUAUAUAGACGUAACAUAUAUGGUACAUAACAUAGCUAGGCAAUAUGAUUAUAGAGUAAACACAUUAGUAGUAGAAGGAGGAUUUAGAUUUUGGCCAGAAUGGAGUGUAGAUUAGUCAUUGCAGAAAAGUUAACUAACUGAAGUGAUUUUUUUUUCUUUUCCACUGUCCUCCUUUAAAAGGAUCAUUUGAAUUAUGGUUCCAGUUUUGUCACUGGCCCAUGCUAGGUACAGCAGAAGAGCAUAGCAAUAGGGCUAAAUAUGAUUAUAGAGUAAAAAUAGUAGUAGUAGGAGGGGGAUUUAGAUUUUGGCCGGGAUGGAAUGUAGAUUAGUCAUUGCAGAAGAGUUUAACUAACUGAAGUAAAAAAAUUUUUUUCCACUGCCCUCCUUUAAAAGGAUCAUUUGAAUCAGGGUUCCAGUUUUCUCAUUGGUCCGUGCUAGGUAGAGCAGAAGAGCAUAGCAAUAGUGCUAAAUAUUAUUCUAAAAGGAUAAUGAUAGGAUUUAAGUAUUAGUUUGAAUGGAUUGUAAAUUAUGUUCAUGAUCACCUAGUAGAGUUUGAUUUCGAUGAAAGUCGAUAAUUUUUAUAUCGAAAUUUCUCUAUCUCCACAUCAUUUGAUUAUCCGCAGAGAUUUAUUUACGAUUUGGCUGUUGCCUAAAGCCACUGGAGAUUCAAGAAAAUCGAUCGAAAAAUAUUAUGUCUUAUUUCCAAAUAAUGAAUUUUGCAAAACAUACAGAUUUUAUGAAUACAAAAUAUCAGAUCAAGAUUUGUCUUGUCAUUUAUAAUUGAUUAGAUUCCUAUUUCAUUGACGUUUGCUUAGUUAUUACAAUCUUUAUAAAAAUUAUCAUUUGCUUAGGUAUCAAUUUAUACGGAUUUAGAUCACGCGAAGUCAUGAAUCCUAAUCAAUGACUAGAUAAAAGCAUAUAUCUUUUCACUAAGUAAAAUACUGAAUAAAUUCAUUAACAUAUUAAUAUGAAUCUAGAUAUAUUUAUAUAAAAAGUGCCUAUUAAAAAGUGUUUCUAGGACCUCAAAAUGCAUAAAUCCACUGCUGAUUAUCCAUUGUAUUAAUGAUCGCUUGAAUGUUAUUGGAGGUUUAGAAUUCGCUUUGACAAAUCGUACUUCAAAAUUAGAUUUUUACAAUCAAAGAUGUAGAUUUCGCGUCAUGAUUGAUUGUUAUUUGCGAAAACAGCCUAUUUUUAAAAAAAGUUACUUUUUUGACACCAAAAGUUUAAAACAAAAAAAUCAAAAUCUAACUGCAUUUAUCAUAUAAUAAAUUGUUUUAGCAUAAAAAAUAAUGAAAACUCUUUGAUUAAAUCUGUGACAUUCGCAAUUAUUUUGAGCAUAGAUUUUAUUCGUCUAAUUUCAAAUAACCCUAAGUCUUUUAUACAAUGAAAAUUCAAAAACAUUUUUAAUCUUUUAACCUUGUUGUUCAACUAUUUUAAGCAUCCAUAUAUUCGUUUUUGAAAUUGUAAUGACUUUCUUAUAAAUUAUUGAAUAUUCAUAAAAUCUUUUAAGCUACCAACAAUUCUUAAUUGAAUUCAUAUUUUAUUUAACUUCUACGUUAAUGUGAUUUUUAGAUGAUAAUAAGAUGAAAUUUCUUAUUUUAUUAUAUUAUUUUUAUUUUAUAUCGGCAACCAUUCUGGGAAGAGCAAAAGAUUGAAUUUAUUCUUUUGAAUUCUCAUCCAUCAUAUUUUAUUUUUUUUCCUAGGAAUAAUUUUAAUUUAAAAGAAAAUUGAAUAUAUGCAUAUAUGUCGGUACCUUUGAAGAGUUAAUUUCAUCGAAAAUAUCUGAACAGAUUUCUCUAUUAAUAAUAAUUGAAGUUUAUGUGAAUAUAUUUUUAAA
Messenger RNA from Argiope bruennichi, 3777 nucleotides. RefSeq lists its product as uncharacterized. The record is from RefSeq and is a predicted model, not a curated record. The coding region runs from base 223 to 1158 and encodes 311 amino acids. Lineage: Eukaryota; Metazoa; Arthropoda; Arachnida; Araneae; Araneidae. The transcript has 5 exons.